AGAGCAUCUGAAACCAGAAAAAUACCAAAAUUCGGAAAAAUGGUUGUUCAAAGGCUUGGAGACAUGUUGCAAAUCAGUGAAGAGCUUAUACUGGAAAGCUUGUCCUUGAAUACUCAGAAAUCACCAGGUGAUCUGUUUCUUGUGAAGAAAUCUGGAUCAUCAGAUGUUGUUUUCAGCUUUCCUGCAGGAUCUUCGUCUGUGGAGAGUUAUUAUUCUGGAGGAAGUGCUUUCGGAGAAGCAAAAGCCGAUCUCCAACUCUUUCCUUCCUUGAGAAGUGUCGGGAACUAUGACCCAGCUGGAAAGCCAGAAGAGAAAGACUUGGCAACUGCAACUAUCAACCAAGCAUUUCUUAACAAAUUUAAACAUGUGUUGGAGAAUUCCCAGCUGAAAGCUAAGGUGCAAGAGGCUAUCAAUAAUGGGAUGAGAAUAAUACUUACCGGCCACUCUAUCGGCGGCGCAAUUGCUGCGCUUGCCACAAUCUGGCUCUUGGAAAAUUUCCCGAACGAAAACAAUGGAUCAUUCUUCUGUGUGACUUUCGGAUCUCCCCUUAUUGGUGACCACCUUAUUUCUCAUGCUCUUAGGAGGGAAAAUUGGUCUCAAUACUUCAUAAAUUUUGUCAUGAGGUAUGACAUUGUCCCUCGAAUUCUGCUUGCUCCCCUGUCAUCCAUUCGUCAAGAAUUCGAGAAAAUCAUCCCCUUCUUCGAUCCAAAUUCCCCCAACUACGCGAGUCAAUCGAUUGGAUCAUCCUCGGAGGCCUUGCAAUUGUUUGCAAAUGUGAUGAGCAAUGCAUCAUCUGUUGCAAGCAGUGCCGCCUCUAAACUAAUGGGGAGUCCAAAUCUAUUACUCGAAACUGUAGCGAAUUUCCUUGAGCUAAGCCCUUACAAACCUUUCGGCACUUAUAUUUUCUGUACCGGGAAUGGAAAGCUGGUUGUCUUGAAAAACCCUGAAGCUGUGUUGCAACUCUUGUUCUUUACUUGUCAAUUAAGCAACGAAAGUGAAUGGGAAACAAUCGCCAAUAAAUGCUUGAACCAGCAUUUGGGAUACAAAGAUGAACUUGAAGGCAGCUUGGAGAUGCAGAGUGUUACUUGUGACGAUAACUUAGAAACGGUUGCCUUAGCCUCAGAUGGCAUCUUUGAUGACCUUGGCCUGAGUGCAAGAGCUAGACAAUGCCUUCGUGCAGCGGGAGUAUUCGAGAAGCAAAAACAAAGAAACAAGGGCAAAUUUGAUUUUAAAAAGGAAGAAAUGAAGACAGAAAUGAAAAAACUGCAAGAUUACCGAGACUUGUACGAGCACAAUGUGGGAUACUACGACGCGUUCAAGCUUCAAAAGCACAAAACUGAUUUCGAAGCAAAUGUGACAAGGCUUGUGCUUGCAGCCAUAUGGGAUGAGAUUACUGAAAUGCUGAAAAAAUAUGAUCUUCCUGAUGAAUUUGAGGCUAUACCAGAGUGGGUAAAGCUUGGAACUGAAUUUCGCCACCUUGUCGAGCCUCUUGACAUUGCUAACUUCUACAGACACGCAAAGGGCGAAGACACCGGAGUCUAUAUGAAGAGAGGCAGGCCAAAGCGUUACAAAUACGCACAAAGAUGGCUCGAGCACAAAGAAAAACUGGCAGCAGGUUCCCGGGGGGAGUCCUGCUUUUGGGCAGAGUUGGAGGAGUUGCACAAACUUUCUGGUGACCUCCCGGCAGUGAACAAGGAGAAAGAGAGGGUCAUCAAACUUCAGAGACAAAUAGGACAAUGGAUUCAGGACGGGGUUCUCCGCGAGGAUGUGUUGAAGUCAUCAACCUUCCAGGAAUGGUGGAGCAGACUCCCCGAUGACCUCAAAACAAACCCGAUUUUGGGACUCAUGAAUGGUUCAGGAAAUAUGCUAGUGUAGUAGUACGAAGUGAUAAUAAGAGGACGGAUGAGGGCGUAACCGAGUUGGCUAAGGCAAUGUGCCUACCUUCCGCACUGCACCCAAGUUCAAAUCCGCUCCCCAUAAUUUGGUGUGUGUUUGUACUAUUUGUGUUUUGCUUUGGUGUAGUUUUCAUUUGUAAUCGUCCAACCAUUACAGUUCUCAUUGUUGUAGUCCACUAUGCACAAAGUUCGAACCCACUCCCAUAAUUUGGUGUUUGUUGUA
Pyrus x bretschneideri (Chinese white pear) is the source of this 2118-nucleotide messenger RNA. Its product is annotated as protein EDS1L-like. Lineage: Eukaryota; Viridiplantae; Streptophyta; Magnoliopsida; Rosales; Rosaceae. Gene Ontology annotation, biological process: lipid metabolic process; defense response. The transcript is spliced from 3 exons. The record is from RefSeq and is a predicted model, not a curated record. Bases 40 to 1875 code for a protein of 611 amino acids.